Molecule: messenger RNA, 981 nt
Organism: Aureobasidium subglaciale EXF-2481
Lineage: Eukaryota; Fungi; Ascomycota; Dothideomycetes; Dothideales; Saccotheciaceae
Exons: 2
Coding region: 1-981 (326 amino acids)
Source: RefSeq, a predicted model, not a curated record
AUGCCUUCUGCUCAAUCGACCUUCAAGGGCCUUCCUGUCAUUCCGCCCAAUGACCCCUCCCUUACCGCAACCACCACAACCCCACGCAAGAUCCGCAAGGUCUUUGAAGCCAUUGAUCAAGCCGAAGGAGCUGGCGCAAGAGUCAGGAGAUCAGUCGGAACCCGAGAAUUGAAGAACUUCACCCCCUUCCUCAUGCUCGACCACUUCACCAUUGCCCCCGGGGCCGGUUUCCCAGACCAUCCCCACCGCGGCCAAGAAACAAUAACCUACCUCCUCAGCGGCGCCGUCGACCACGAAGACUUUGCCGGAAACAAAGGCACAAUCCACGCUGGUGACCUCCAAUUCAUGACCGCCGGCCGUGGCAUCGUGCACGCGGAAAUGCCCGCCCAAAACCCCGACGGCUCUGCAAACAUUGGAAUGCAACUCUGGGUAGACCUCCCCGAACAGUUGAAAGAUUGCGAACCUCGUUACCGUGAUUUACGCUCGAAUGAGAUUCCGGUUGCAAAGUCGGAGGAUGGAAAGGUGGAGGUCAAGGUGAUCAGUGGAAGGGCGUAUGGGGUUGAUUCGUUGCAGGAGUUGGCUUAUACGCCUGUGUGGUUGUUGGAUGUCAGGGUGCAGCCUGGUGGCACUUUCAACACUCCUUUGCCGCAUAAGUGGAAUGCUUUCAUCUACACCUUGUCCUCGAGCAUCAACCUCUCUUCUGGAACCGAUUCUCGCACCAUCCCGCAGUAUCACAAUGCUGUCUUGGAGCAAGAAGGCGAUAGCAUUGUUGCGAGCGUUCCAGCCACGGCGGACAAGGAGAGCAGAUUCAUUCUUGUCGCUGGUCUCCCUUUGAAGCAGGCGAUUGUACAAUACGGACCUUUCGUUCAGACGAGCACAGAGGGUAUCUACAAGGCUAUGGCUGAUUACCAGGGCUACGCCAAUGGCUUCGAGAGAGCCGAGAACUGGGAGAGCGAGAUUGGAAAGAGUAUGGUGCAUUGA